GCUUUUGAUUCGUCUUGAAUGAAAUCCUUCGCUUUCAGGAUGAUUACGGGCAUUUUCUCCCUUUAACGACUGAGAGGAGAUACAACAGCUCAGUGAUCCUGGAGGGGGUUAGAUGGGAUGGAUAGCAAAGGUAGCUCUUUGCCUUCAAUGCCCGAACCAGCCAACCCCAUCAGCAUGAAGCAGCCGCCAGAGUCCCUCAGUGUCCGGAAAGGUGGUGGGGACAUGAGCAGUGACCCUGCUCUGCUAAUGGAUAAAGCUGCUGCCCAGCUGGCCGCCACACUACAAGACAGUGUCCUUCAGAAGAUGGCUGGACACAGUCAUAACAACCACAGCCACGAGAGGCUCAAAGAUCUCACAUCCCGUGUGUUAAAUGGGGACCAAGAUGCGCUGCCUAAGCUCUGUGCUCCAGAACCACCGAUGCUUAAGGGCGCUGAAGCCCCUGCUACAAAUGGCAUGCAUCAGCACAACUGCAGUCCUCACACCGAACAUGAACUGAAGGUGACAAUACCUCAGGUGGUCCAGCAGCCGCUGUUUGAGCCAUGUUGUGCCAAUGGGACCAUUUUGGACACUGAAGGUACUGUAACUGGACCAGAGAUGAGACAGGAUGUGAAGAAAAGGAAGGGGAGACUUCACAAGCCAAACCUCAGUGUCUCAGCCCUCCCUGUGGAGCCACUUGACCACACAGAUGCUGGAGAUGAAACCGCAGCAGCUGAAGAGCAUGAGCUCAUCCCUGAGUUGAAGGAGGAGGCUGUAGAAGAGUCCCCUCCGCUGAUCCGCUUUUCUGUUGGUGAUCUGGUUUGGACCAAGGUUUCAGGAUACCCCUGGUGGCCUUGCAUGGUGACCACAGACCCAGAAUUUAACAAUCACUUCAAACAGAAACAGAAAGCAGUCAACAGCAGGUCGGGCCCCCUUUACCAUGUGCAGUAUUUUGGAGAUGCCCCAGAGAGAGGCUAUAUCUUUGAGAAGAACAUGGUGUUUUUCACUGGAGAGGAUCAAUACCAGGAGCUUAGCCAGGGCAACAAACAGCCAGCCUCCCGCGUCAUCCACAAAAAGACGGCGCCCUCUGUGCCCCGCAAACUCCAGGCCCAGUGGAACAUGGGUGUCAUUCAGGCGAAGGAGGCCCUCAGCAUGUCACUGGAGGAGCGCAUGGGUAAUUUCACAUUUGCGUAUGACGACGAGGGGCCUCACCUGAACCCCCGCAUCCUGGAGAAGUUGAAACCAGAACAGCCCGACAAGAUGGAUCAGGAAACAGAGUCCAGACUCAGCCCAGAACUCCCCUCUGACCCUGCAGCUGCCCCUCAGUCCCAAGAAAGCACUUCAACAGGGAAAAAGAAGCGAGCACCCAGAAUCAAACUCAACCCAGGAGAACGGCGGAAAAGGGGCAAAGGCCUUCUAAAUAAUUUCCUGUCGAAAAAGCGAUUGAACAGCACCGUUUCUUCCAAAGAAAUGCUUCAUCCACAGGAUCCCACCACUUCUGCACCAGAUAUUCAAGCUGAAUCAGUCGUACCUCAGAAGAAAAAGAGGAGACCCAGACAGGCCCAGUCCCCCACUAAGACCGUGAGGAGAAGGAAAAAAACGGCAACAGACGACACUUCUUCUGGCCCCGUGAAGAAAAGGAAAUCAAAGCUGGUUUCUUCGACAGGCGAUCUUUUGGAACCAAUCUCACUUCCAGUUUCAGUUCCAGUUAAGAGGCAGCGAAAGAAGACGACUAAAAGGCCACCAACAGACGCUGCAGCAGACAAGGUUCAGCAGCCCAGAAAGAGACAUAAAACAAUCAAAGAUGCUGAAAAACAGGCCUCGACUUCAGAGGGAACAGAAAAAAAGCGGAGAAGGAAGAAAACUGAAAAAGACGUAACAGAACCCAAGAAGAGGCGAAAGACAAAAGCUCUCCUCACCGAAGACCAAGACGCAGAGAAACCAAAGCGUAGGAGGAAAAGGAAGCAGGAUGGAGAGAACCAGGCCACGCCCUCCAAGGCGAAGAGGAGGCGGACCUCGCCGUGUUCUGAUCCCGAGGGCUCGGGCAGUGAAGGACGUCCUGAGUCUCCAAGCGACAGCUUAGAUGGGACAAAGAAGGGCGAGCGUAAGAAAGAGUUUGUCUGCCAGAUGUGUGAGCAGGCUGGUGAGGACCUGGUGCCCUGUGAAGGCCAAUGUUGUGGGAUGUUUCACCUCCACUGUCUGGGUCUGUCACUCAAACCUGACGAGAAGCUGCUGUGUCAGGAGUGCAGCACAGGAAUUCACUCGUGUUUUCACUGUAAGCAGUCGGAUGGCUCGGUGCGUCGCUGCCACGUCCAACACUGUGGCAAGUUUUAUCACGAGGCGUGCAUUCGCCUCAACCCUCUCACUGUGUUCGACAACAAGGGCUUCCGCUGUCCGCUCCACGCCUGCCUGAGCUGCCACUACGGCUGCCGCACCAAGCAGAAGUCCACCAAAGGCAGGUUGAUGCGUUGCCUGCGCUGCCCUGUCGCGUACCACAUCGGCGACCUGUGUGUGGCUGCGGGCAGUGAGAUGAUCACCAACACCGCCAUCAUCUGCACCAACCACUUCAACGCCAAGAAGGGCUACAGCCACCACAGCCACGUCAACGUCAGCUGGUGCUUCGUCUGCUCCAAAGGAGGACGACUGCUGUGCUGCGAGUCUUGUCCUGCAGCUUUUCACCCCGACUGCCUUAACAUCGCAAUGCCUGAUGGGAGCUGGUUUUGCAACGACUGCCGGGCCGGAAAGAAGCCCAAAUACAGAGACAUCAUCUGGGUCAAACUGGGAACAUACAGAUGGUGGCCUGCAGAGAUCCACCAUCCCAGAAACAUCCCCACCAACAUCCAGCACCUUCGCCACGAAAUCGGAGAGUUCCCCGUCUUCUUCUUCGGCUCUAAGGAUUACUUCUGGACCCACCAGGGCCGAGUGUUUCCAUACAUGGAGGGAGACCGGGGCAGCAAGCACCAGAGGACCGGCAUCGGCAAAGUCUUCAAGAAUGCUCUGUUGGAGGCUGAAGCUCGAUUCAAGGAGAUAAAAAUGAAACGAGAGGCCAAGGAAGCACAAGAAAACAGCCGAAAGCCGCCCCCGUAUAAAUUUAUCAAGGUCAAUAAGCCCUUUGGGAGGGUUCAGGUCUACACUGCAGACAUCUCUGAGAUCCCGAAGUGUAACUGCAAGCCGACGGACGAGAGGCCGUGCGGGUUUGAGUCGGAGUGUCUGAACCGAAUGCUGCAGUACGAGUGCCACCCUCAGGUGUGUCCCAACGGCGAGCGCUGCUGUAACCAGGACUUCACCAAACGUCUGUACCCAGAGACCAAGAUCAUCAAGACGCCCGGAAAAGGCUGGGGCCUCAUCUCUCUGCGGGACAUCAAGAAGGGCGAGUUUGUGAACGAGUACAUCGGAGAGCUGAUAGACGAAGAGGAGUGCAGGGCGAGGAUCAAGUACGCCCAGGAGAACAACAUCACCGAUUUCUACAUGCUCACAAUCGACAAGGACCGGAUCAUCGACGCUGGUCCGAAGGGAAACUACUCUCGCUUCAUGAACCACAGCUGUCAGCCUAACUGUGAGACGCAGAAGUGGACGGUGAACGGAGACACUCGAGUCGGCCUGUUCGCCGUGUGUGACAUCCCUGCAGGGACUGAGCUCACCUUUAACUACAACCUGGACUGCCUCGGGAAUGAAAAAACCGUCUGUCGCUGCGGUGCUCCAAACUGCAGCGGGUUUCUCGGUGAUCGGCCGAAGAACUCAAACGGCCAAACAGCCGAGCCAAAAGGGAAAAGGUUGAAGAGAAAGUAUAAAAAGAGGAAAACUGAGGGAAAGAAAAAGUCGGAUGAUGACUGUUUCCGCUGCGGGGACGGAGGGCAGCUGGUGCUCUGUGGAAAGAAAACCUGCACCAAAGCUUAUCACCUGUCCUGCCUGAACCUCACCAAGAGACCCUUCGGCCGCUGGGACUGCCCCUGGCACCACUGUGACGUCUGCGGGAAAAACUCAGAGGCUUUCUGCCAGCUCUGCCCCAACUCCUUCUGCAAGGCUCACCAGGAGGGGGCGCUGCGUCUCUGGCCCCCCACUGGACAGCUGUGCUGUCUGGAGCACGAGGAGCUGGAUCAGGACGUCAACUUGGAGACAAACGCGGCGAUGAUGACCGCCACUACUGCGGCCAUCGGUGGCCGUCCGCCUAAAGGCUUGAGGAAGGCGGUGGGAGCCGGGGCCAAAACAAAAGGCUCCAAGAGGAAAGCAGCAGAGGCCUGAAAGUGACCUUUGACCCCUCAGAGAGCCAAAAGACCAAACCAGACUCUGACACCUGCUUCCCCGUUCAUGAACAAAUCUAAACCCCACAUUAUGUCUCCAAGAUCACAAAAAUCAAAGCACUGUACAUCCUCAUCAGGGAAAGCCGCUGAUCUCUCACAUGCUCGCCGCUCAAACGUUUCUUAUUUUUAAACAUUUUCAGGUCUUUUUUUUAUUUUUUAUUUUUUUAACUUGUCUGCACUGAGGCGAACCAUCUGUGGUAAAGCACAAAGCAGCAGAGCAAGCGCAGGUCAGGAAGCUUCUGCUGGUGGAUUUCAACUCGUUCUUCCACCAAACAAACAGCCUUUGAAUUUUUUUGUUUUGUCUUUUAAUUUUAGAAUAACAAAAGAAACCAGCUGGUUUCUGCAGAAAAGAAACUGAAGUAAACCUGAGCAGCAGCGUCACCGUCUGCUAACUUGAAUCUCUCUCAGCCCCCCGUCACUCAACACAGAUGAUCUUGAACAUCAGAGUUUUAUAGCUAUAUCUAUAUAUGUUUAUAUCAAAGACCAAAAUUAUGAUUACUGGAGUAGUGUGAAACAUCAAACAGGUUGCCAAAUGGAUUGCUUUUAUUUUUAUAUAUAGUAUAUAUAUGCCAGAUGUAAUAUGGAAACACCAAGACACUAUGGAUAGGCCUCAGACGACCUCUUUACUUCUGUUGUAGCCAUAGGUUACAUUUAACUUUAGACGUUCAUUUGCUGUUUUACAACCUGUUAUUUUGUUUUAGCUCAGUUUAGAUUCAAGUAAAUUUUUUUUCUUUUUCUUGGGUAUCAGGAUGCUGAACGAUGGCGCCACAAACCAUUUAUCUACCUGCCUGUCCAGAGAGCGAGCGGUUACGGAAAGUAUUAAGCAGAGAGCGCUCUUAAACUGCCGUCUGACUUAAAAACACUACUGGGAGGUUUAUAGGUCUUUAAUGCUCGGUGCUAAACCAGAUAAAUGAAGGAAUAAGUGCGAUUUUCUGGACGUUUUUUCUACGUUUUCAGUCCUAACCUUAAAAAUGCUGUUUUUAUUUUAGUAUCUGAAAUUUGAGGUGCAAAGAUUUUUAUGUUUAAAUAAUGCACAUCAUGCUGAUUCACACUUUUAAGGGCCUUUCAGUAUCAGCCUGCUGGAUUUUUUUUACUGACAACAAACUCCGUAAACUUGAGUAGUUCAUCUGUAGCUGAGGUUUUAAAGACUCAUCUCGGCCGUUUUAAUCCUCAGGAGGUUUUUAGUCUCAAACUGCAUCCUGCUUGUUGUUUAACACGUUGUAACAGUACACUGGCUAACGUCUUGUGACUCCCAUUUUGGUUGAUUUUUCAUAUUUGUACUUGACAUGAAGCAACACAAGGAGGGUAAACAAAACUGCAGAGUAUGGUGGCCAAUUUAGGACUCUUUAAUGACCCUCAGUGGUCUUUGAGCUCCAGCUGCACUUCUUAAACCUCUGUCGUACUUCCACUACCUGCAUUGCAAAUGCUGCCUUCAUUUAGAGUCGCAGUUACUAUAAUUAGCAGUUUUCGACUCCGAUAAAUAGCAUUUACAUCAUCUGUUAUUCAAAAGCAAACAUUAUUUAAAGGUUUUCACUUUAACUUUUUGGGUCAAUGUAAGAAAUACGCAUUAUUAUGUUAUUGAUACAGAUGUGAAUUCUCUUUACAACCAGCACAUCCUGUACAUUUGAAGGUUCUGAGCCUGAAGUCUGUUAAGCCCCGUAUCCACCAAAGUGUUUUUUCGGAGGCUAGUUUUUUUUUUAUUUUAAAGCUUUGCAGUGGUAGCGCUGCAUAAUUCACGCUGAUCUACAAACACCAGCAGCACAACGAGCUGCUCCAUGUCUAUUCUGCUGCUGUUCUUUCUUCUUUUUUUUUCUUCAUCAGAGCACCGAGAUUUGAAAAUUACGUAACUUUUGUUUCAAACACUGCGCUCUUCAGUCACUUCAGUCAUACAGUCCUAAUGGAGGAGCAAACUCUACCCUGUCGACAUGUUAACUUCUGAGGAUGUCCCGCAUCAUAGCAACCAGACGCAAUCAAAAUUUCUCUUUUGAACAAACACUUGAAACGCUCCCAGCUGGGUGUUUCCUGAGGACUGCAUGGCGGUUUCAGCUUAAAAAAAAAAACAUACGCUUUGGUGGACAUGGGGCUUUAGACUGGAGCCAAGUCUAAACCUGCAGAGCUGAGACUUACAAAGUGAGUCUGAAAUGUCCAGAAAUGGCCACCAUAGAGAGGACAAGUCCUCCCCUACCAGUGUCCCCCAUGGGACCUUGAUAUGACAUUGAAACCAUAUGAUUUUUGUCAAAUUUAAAGAUCGUUUUUGCAAGUCAAGAAAGUCCAAGUUUGUUGUAGUAUCAUUUUUCUAAUUGUGUAUUUUCACAGACUUAAACUACAGCAGUUUUAUGACUUUUUUUUUUUAAUUGACAAACAUCAUAUGUGUAAUUCAUGGCACAACUCAAAAAGAAAAUUAUUUGGGGGACACAAAAACUGGCCCUUCUUUACCAGGUUAGCUGUGGUUAUUGUCUGAAAUUUCAUCUUUAAAGUCUCCGUUAACACAGUGUUUUGAAGAAUUGGUGUCAUCAGUCCCUCUCUUGGAUUGACUGAGGUUUUUGGGUUUUUUUCAGCACACUGAAAACAGUUCUUUGCCUUUAGAUUUAACAUGACAUUCAUAAAACUGUUAAUCGUCUUACCGUCUGAAUCUCUUCUAACAGAAGGCCGUUCUAUCAUAAAGCCACUAUUUGUGCUUCUUUUCUCCUCAAAAACAUCUCCAAAAAACACUUUUGAGUUGUACAACACAACAGGAGGCCUUUUUUUUUUUUUUAACAACCCCUUUUUUUUUUUUUUUUUUUUUUUUAGUUUUCAUUUUUCCCCAGAGUGUAUGAAUGAGACAUGUCAGAUGCAGCAAGUCUUGUAUGAGUAUUUUUGACUUUGUAUGUAUCCUAACUUUGACGUUGUGUUGAGUGAAUGUAGUCCAGCCAGUUAUUUUUGUAAGCACUGUAAUUCCCUGUAGAGCUGAAGUGUAAUGUGUGCGUAGGGGUUUCAUUCUGUAACUACUGUCAUAGUAAACCAGAGACUAAUAUGUACAUAAUGUAUAAGUGGUAAUAGUGAUGCAUCUAUUGUAAAUAUCAUACAAUUUCUCUGACAUUGUAUGUUUUUUUUUUUUGUUUGUUUGUUUUUUUCUUGAUGCAGUGCUGAAACACUUUUGCGCAGGAUCUCACAUCUGUUGAAUCGUGCAAUAAAAAGUGACCAAAUAUG
Molecule: messenger RNA, 7466 nt
Organism: Plectropomus leopardus (leopard coralgrouper)
Lineage: Eukaryota; Metazoa; Chordata; Actinopteri; Perciformes; Serranidae
Gene: nsd2
Product: nuclear receptor binding SET domain protein 2
Cellular component (GO): nucleus
Molecular function (GO): protein binding; histone methyltransferase activity
Source: RefSeq, a predicted model, not a curated record